Molecule: messenger RNA, 1400 nt
Organism: Neltuma alba
Lineage: Eukaryota; Viridiplantae; Streptophyta; Magnoliopsida; Fabales; Fabaceae
Product: caffeic acid 3-O-methyltransferase
Exons: 4
Coding region: 103-1200 (365 amino acids)
Molecular function (GO): protein dimerization activity; O-methyltransferase activity
Source: RefSeq, a predicted model, not a curated record
CACCCCCACCGUGCUGUGCGUCGUCACCAUUUUCUUCUCCUUUCUCCUUCUUUCCCCCAAAACGCAGGAACUCAAAAACCAACCGAUUGGCCUCAGGCCGUCAUGGGUUCAGCCGGCGAGACUCAGAUAACCCCGACCCAUGUCAACGACGAGGAAGCGAACCUCUUCGCGAUGCAAUUGGCCAGCGCAUCCGUGCUUCCCAUGAUUCUGAAAUCAGCUCUCGAGCUGGAUCUGCUCGAGAUCAUCGCCAAGGCUGGCCCUAAUGCUCAGCUUUCUUCCUCCGAUAUUGCCGCCCAGCUUCCGACCAAGAACCCCGACGCCGCCGUGAUGCUGGACCGCAUGAUGAGGCUGUUGGCCUGCUACAACGUACUCAGCUGCUCGCUCCGAACCCUUCCGGACGGCAAGAUCGAAAGGCUCUACGGUCUGGCCGCUGUCGCUAAAUACUUGGUCAAGAACGAAGAUGGCGUCUCUAUUGCUCCUCUCAACCUCAUGAAUCAGGACAAAGUCCUCAUGGAGAGCUGGUACUACUUGAAAGACGCAGUUCUGGAAGGAGGGAUUCCAUUCAACAAGGCACAUGGGAUGACAUCGUUUGAGUACCACGGCAAAGAUGCGAGGUUCAACAAGGUGUUCAACAAGGGCAUGGCCGACCACUCCACCAUCACCAUGAAGAAGAUUCUCGAGACCUACACCGGCUUUGAGGGCCUCACAUCCCUCGUUGACGUUGGUGGCGGCACCGGCGCCGUCAUCAGCAUGAUUGUCUCUAAGCACCCCUCCAUCAAGGGCAUUAACUUUGACUUGCCCCAUGUCAUUGAAGACGCUCCCUCUUAUCCAGGUGUUGAGCAUGUUGGUGGCGACAUGUUCGUCAGUGUUCCAAAAGCAGACGCUGUUUUCAUGAAGUGGAUAUGCCAUGACUGGAGUGACGAGCACUGCUUGAAAUUCCUGAAGAACUGCUAUGAUGCUCUUCCAGAAAAUGGGAAGGUGAUAGUGGCGGAGUGCAUUCUUCCGGUGGCUCCGGACUCCAGCUUGGCCACAAAGGGAGUGGUCCACAUCGACGUUAUCAUGUUGGCUCACAACCCCGGUGGCAAAGAGAGGACUGAGAAAGAGUUUGAGGCUCUGGCCAAGGGUGCUGGCUUCCAAGGUUUCCGUGUUGUUUGCUCUGCUUUCAACUCCUACAUCAUGGAAUUCCUCAAGAAGCCUUAACUUCUUCAAUUUCUCUCGCUUCUUCAUACAUACAUACGUGAUGCAUUUGAGCUUGUCACUUUGUGAUUCUGAUGCUUUAUGUACAAUCUGUUGAUCCGGAAAUUCUAGUUUUCUUUCUAUAUAGGAAAAAGAAUCAUCAAGAAGUUAUUGUAUUCUGCCUGGAUAAAAUAAAAUGAGUCUUUUCUCUUGUGGCUUAGGAA